Messenger RNA from Symbiodinium natans, 453 nucleotides. The record is from the annotation of a GenBank genome assembly. Lineage: Eukaryota; Dinophyceae; Suessiales; Symbiodiniaceae.
AUGGCGGCGGCGCUUGUGGGCAACACGCUGCCCAGUGCUGCGCUGCAACUCGGGAAGGAGCUGCAGCAUCCCUUGCGCAGGGCGAGGAUCAGCCCCCAGGCCUCACGGGCCUCGCAGGCAUACAGCAGAGGCCUGAAGCCCACAGCUGCUUGCGGAGCCUUGGGCUUCCUGGGCGCCCUUGCGCCCACGAGGAGGCGGCCCACAGCUCGCCGGGCUGGGCCCACUCCGGUGGACAAGGUCGCUGAGAGCACGCUGGCCGUCGUGGGGCUCGGGAAUGUGGGAGCUCGGUUCGAUGGGACCCGCCACAACAUCGGCUUUGCGGCCGUGGACGAAAUUGCGUCGAAGCUUCUUAGCACGGACCGAUGGACGUUGAGCAGCAGCAUUUGGCAGGAACGCUGCUACGCCUGCGGCGAACAGACUCGAAAGGGUGCUUCGGCAGAGCCCAGGCGGUAA